Molecule: messenger RNA, 3598 nt
Organism: Esox lucius (northern pike)
Lineage: Eukaryota; Metazoa; Chordata; Actinopteri; Esociformes; Esocidae
Gene: ddx54
Product: DEAD (Asp-Glu-Ala-Asp) box polypeptide 54
Exons: 19
Coding region: 164-2794 (876 amino acids)
Cellular component (GO): nucleus
Molecular function (GO): RNA helicase activity; ATP binding; RNA binding
Source: RefSeq, a predicted model, not a curated record
GCAGGAGUCUUUCGUGUAGAAUCACACGUGUUUCAAAAUGUCUGCUUUCUAUGUUGUUGUCGUGUGUUGAGUAACUCAUUUAAUUUAGAUCUAUAAAUAUUGUGAACCCACGGUUCACGGUUGAAUAGAGAUUCAUAUUUAAACUGCGUCGACACUCAUCAAAAUGGCUCAAAGAAAGAAGAAGCUGACGAAGAAAAAGAGACACACUGGGCACCGGGACCCUGACGACUCGGACGGUGGUGACUUCGAAGUUGCUGCUACAAUUCGGGAUGACGAUUCUGCUGGGACAAAGUUACCCCGGUUCCCAGUUGCUUCAACAGAGUGUCAGUCUGAUGUGGAACCAGACACCAGGGAGCUGGUCAGAGCUCAGAAUAAGAAGAAAAAGAAGUCCGGGGGAUUCCAGUCCAUGGGUCUCAGUUACCCUGUUUUUAAAGGGGUCAUGAAGAAGGGCUACAAAGUCCCUACUCCAAUCCAGAGAAAGACUAUCCCAGUCAUUCUAGAUGGCAAGGACGUGGUUGCCAUGGCCAGGACAGGCAGUGGAAAGACAGCGGCGUUCUUGGUGCCCAUGUUUGAAAAGCUGAAGGCCCCCCAGGCCCAGACGGGGGCCAGGGCUCUCAUUCUGACCCCCACCAGGGAAUUGGCUCUACAAACCAUGAAGUUCACCAAGGAGUUGGGAAAAUUUACUGGCCUUAAGACAGCUUUAAUCCUUGGCGGAGACCGGAUGGAUGAUCAGUUUGCUGCACUUCAUGAAAACCCAGACAUAAUCAUUGGUACCCCAGGUCGUCUGAUGCAUGUGGUCAUGGAUAUGAACUUGAAGCUACAGAGUGUGGAAUACGUUGUGUUUGAUGAGGCUGACAGGCUCUUUGAGAUGGGCUUUGCUGACCAGCUCCAAGAGAUCAUCCGGAGGCUCCCAGACAACAGACAGACCCUGUUGUUCUCUGCCACCCUGCCCAAACUGCUGGUGGAGUUUGCUAGAGCUGGGUUGACUGAGCCAGUACUGAUUCGUCUGGACCUGGACAGCAAGCUGAGUGAGCUGCUGAAGUUGGGAUUCUUCCACCUGAGGAUGGAUGACAAGCCAGCUCUGCUGCUUCACCUUCUAAGGAAUGUGGUGAAGCCCCAGGAGCAGACAGUGGUUUUUGUUGCCACCAAACACCAUGUGGAGUACCUCAAAGAGCUACUGACCUCUGAGGGCAUUGAGUGCGCCUACAUAUACAGCGCUCUGGACCAGACUGCCAGGAAGAUCAACAUUGGUAAAUUUGUUCACCGCAAGGCCAUGGUAUUGAUCGUGACAGACGUGGCUGCUCGCGGCAUAGACAUCCCCCUGCUGGACAACGUCAUUAACUACAACUUCCCCUCAAAAGCCAAGCUCUUCCUGCACAGAGUUGGUCGAGUUGCGCGAGCAGGCCGGAGUGGCGCCUCCUACAGCCUUGUGUGUACAGACGAGAUACCGUUUCUCUAUGACCUUCAUCUCUUCCUGGGGAGACCCCUUCAGCUGGCCACGCCCGAGCACCAUCCAGAUUCAGACGGUGUGUUUGGUCGGGUUCCCCAGAGCAUCCUGGAUGAUGAGGAGUCCCAGCUGAUCACAGCCCAUGAGACCUCUGAUGACCUGCAGAACCUGCGUCGCAUUGCGGACAACGCCUACAAGCAGUACAUCAAGUCCCGUCCCAUGCCCUCGCCAGAGUCCAUCAAACGUGUGAAGAACACAGAGCUCCCCGGCAUGGCUGUCCACCCCCUGCUAGGGUCUGGCUUGGAGAAAAUGGAACUGGAGCGCCUUCAAAUGGUGGACUGCAUUAAGGGCUACAAGGCUCGUGCUACCAUCUUUGAGAUCAACUCCAACAGCAAGACCAAUGCCAGCGUGGUGAUGCGAGCCAAGCGCUCCAGGGACUCGCGGCUCGUGGACAAAUUCACACACAAGAGAGGAAUUCAGGCUGCAGAGGGCAGCUGUCAUGUUCCUGUUACUCCUCUGCCCUCCAUGCACCACAUGGCCGGCCAGGAGGACAGCGAAGAGGAGGACCUUCAGGGAGUGUUCUCUGAGGUGGUGGGGGGGAAGAGGAGGAAACCCCAUGGGGAUGGGGAGAAUGAAAGGCCAGACAGCAAGAAAACCAAACGGACUGGUCGCGAUGAGGAGAACUACAUCCCUUACAGACCCAAAGACUUCAACUCUGAGAGGGGACUGACUCUGGGGGCUGAAGGAACCGCGUUCGAGCAGCAAGCUUCCACUGCUGUUCUGGACCUAAUGGGAGAUGAAGGGGAAAGACUCAAUCAGCACAAACACAUGAUGAAGUGGGAUCGCAAGAGAAAGCGUUUUGUCAAAGAAUCUGGGAAGGAAGCCGACAAGAAGAAUAAGAUAAGAACGGAGAGUGGACAGAUGGUCAAUAACAAAAACAAGAAGAACUUCUAUGAGGAGUGGAAGAAGAAGUACAAGGUGGAUGAAGGAGGGGGUGGUGAUUCUGAUGAAGAGACUCGAGGUGGAGGCAGACACAGGGGAGGCGGCCGAGGACGAGGCUGGCAUGGCCGUGGCCGAGGUGGCCCAUCCAGGGGCCCCAACCAUACGCCCCUGGGUCCCCCAGGACAUCAGAGGAGUGGUAGCACAGGCUCCCGGGGCCCGCGGUCAGAACUGAAGAGCCGUGACCAGAUCCUGAAGCAGCGCAAGAAGACAGAGAAACAGAGAUUCCUGCAGAGCGGAGGCUUGAAGAAACUCCGGACCAAGGGCAAGCAGAGCCUCAAAGAUCAAAGCAGGUCUGGCUUUGGCCGAGGUGUCCACAAGAAGGGCAAGAUGAAGAAGAGACUGUAAGGUUCGGAGAGAACAGGUGGAGGCAGUGAAGAAGAAUCUGGUGAGAGAAUCCAACAAAUUGGAGAGGCUUUUUUUGGUGCCCAGUUGGAGGGUUGAGUACAUGGGUACCUGCAGAAGACCCGUCCUCCAUCUGUACUGGUUUUGCUGUGAUGACGUAUAAAAGCAACAAGAAGAAACAACUGGAGGCUAUUAAUUUGCACCACAUCCCAAACGGUGAUCUCAGAGCUCCAUGCAUGUCACAGCAGUGUGAUGUUGUCCGAAGAUCUGUAAUUACGUUUUCUGUGCCACUCGCCUCAAUGCAGAGACAAAGUUCUGUGUUUUAUAGAUUUGUGACUAGUUUGUGUAUAAUAUUCAAAGCAAAUACAAAUGUGAUUAUUUUCUGUGACUGUCAUUUUUUCCAUUAGUAAUGACUAGGCAAAAAAUAGUCACAGCAGGAGGUCAUACAAAGCUGCCCAAUGAGCGGUGCUUUCUAUGGCAAGUCAAACCGAUGUCCCACAUAGUGAAAACAAUAAACUUCUGCCAAGCUUUACCACAAGGUGUCAGUAAAGCCUAGAGAGAGGUCAGCCAAAAGAACUUGUGACUUCGUUUUAGAGAUCGGUAUUCAUUUGAUCCAGCUGACAGCAGUGUAGCCAGAGGGAUUUGCCUUGGGACAAGGGUGUGGUGAAGAUGGAGGUUUGCUAAAAUAGGGAGAAUUAAGGAGAUGUUUCUGUCAGCAAACAGCCGCAAAGAGCCGCAAAGCUGUCUCUACUCACAUUAUUGACCCCAAUUGAUCAACAAUAAAAUGGCUGUUUUCUGAAUGCUAAA